CUUUUUCUCAAUUUCCACAUCUCCAACUCGCUCUUCCACUCACUCGCCUCGCCUCGUCCUUCUCCUACCUCUUUCCACAUCCUUCCCUAAGUGUAAACCCGACCGCUCUCUUGGCUAAUGCCAAACUCCCCAAUCGCCCUUCCCUUUGCCUGAGAAUCUUGGACACCUUUUGAUUCGCAUUUCCAUGCCUCGCCUUCAUUGCUUCUUGCUUCUUCCUGCUUUCUUGUGCCUCGUCCGUGUCUUCGUCGCCGGCGAUGGUGAGGCUGAUCCGCUUUACAAGGAUUGUGUGGAACAGUGCAAGAAAUCUGGAUGUGUAGGAAAUAUAUGCUUUCAACAUUGUAAAUUCUCUUCUGAUGGAAAACCAAUUGAUGGUCCAUGGUAUAUGAAUGAACCUCUCUACCUAAGGUGGAAACAAUGGGACUGUCAGACUGACUGCCAGUAUCACUGCAUGCAGUCUAGAGAGGAAGAACGAAUGAAACUUGGUGACAAGCCUGUCAAGUAUCAUGGAAAAUGGCCAUUUCGGCGUGUCUAUGGGAUUCAGGAACCUGUGGCUGUUGCACUCUCUGCCCUUAACCUUGCUAUGCAAUUUCAUGGUUGGAUCUCCUUUUUCAUUCUUGUCUACUAUAAGUUGCCUUUAAGGCCAGAUAAGAAGACUUAUUAUGAGUACACUGGUUUGUGGCAUAUCUAUGGGAUCCUAUCAAUGAAUUCAUGGUUUUGGGGCGCUAUUUUCCAUAGUAGAGAUGUAGAAUUAACAGAGAAGCUAGAUCACUCUUCUGCUGUGGCCUUACUUGGAUUUUCCCUCCUUCUAGCAAUACUGCGUGCUUUUAAUGUGAGAGAUGAGGCAGCAAGAAUCAUGGUCGCUGCACCUUUGAUAGUCAUUGUGACAACUCAUAUCCUGUAUCUGAAUUUCUACAAACUUGAUUAUGGUUUGCACAUGAAAGCCUGCAUGGCAAUGGCUAUUACCCAUCUUCUUGUUUGGGCAAUUUGGGCUGGUAUUUCACACCAUCCAGGGCAGUGGAAACUGUGGCUGGUAGUGGUGGGAGGAAAUCUGGCUAUGCUCUUCGAGAUAUAUGAGUUCCCACCUUACAUGGGAUAUGUGGAUGCUCAUGCACUUUGGCAUGCAACGGCCAUUCCAAUAACAUACCUCUGGUGGAGUUUUAUAAGGGACGAUGCUGAGUUUAGGACCUCCGCGCUCCUCAAGAAGGUAAAAUAGUGUUGGCUUAAUGGACAUUAAAUCGGUGGGUGGAUCAGUUCAGAUCAUCAAGCUCAUGCCAUGAUUACUUAAUUACUUUUGUCGAUACAUCCCGAGUUCGUUGUCUUUUUCCUCGUGCAUGCAUUUGUUUCAAAUGCUUACCACGAUGGCCCUUUGUUUUUUUGUUCUGUUUUUCCCCCCAGAUGUGAGGGAUGCUACUUUUCUUUAUUGGAAUUUAGAUUUAGAUUUGCAUA
Prosopis cineraria is the source of this 1446-nucleotide messenger RNA. RefSeq lists its product as uncharacterized. Gene Ontology annotation, cellular component: endoplasmic reticulum membrane. Gene Ontology annotation, biological process: GPI anchor biosynthetic process. NCBI's taxonomy places the organism in Eukaryota, Viridiplantae, Streptophyta, Magnoliopsida, Fabales, Fabaceae. Bases 185 to 1213 code for a protein of 342 amino acids. The transcript is spliced from 5 exons. The record is from RefSeq and is a predicted model, not a curated record. Gene Ontology annotation, molecular function: hydrolase activity, acting on ester bonds.